AUGUCAGUUUCACCAUUUCCUGAGCCUUUGGAUGCACCAAUGCACGACUUCGCUACCGAAAUUGAUGUUCCAAUGAACCCAGCAGCUGCGCAAGAAUUUUUUGUGGAGUUAUCCAUGGACCACGAUGGUCAUCACACGACUUAUAACCAGGAGGAUGUCGAGGUCGACAUGGAGACUUACUAUGAUGGCAAUGCAGAGUAUGAGAUGGCUGAUGAGACGGAGGAAUUCAACGAAAGCCAUUAUCACCAUGAGCUGCUCGACGUGGAAGUCUACGACGCUUCCGACGCUCGCUCACCUCGGCCCAUACCUGAUUCACACUCAUUAUCGUCUCUGAUAAUCAAUCCGGAGAUAUCAUUACUUCCCUCCCCUGCCCCUUUCUCGGAUCCGUUCACCCCCCAGCUAGUCACCAUUCCUGUUGAACACGACGCAUCUCUCCCAGAUCGCCUGGUGGAAAACGAUCAUCCUGUAGCUGAGGAAGCAGAAUUUAAUGCUCUGCGAGAGGAGGAAUCUCUCGCUUUAACGUUAGAGCAACUAUCGGAGUUGGAUCCCCCUCAUCUUACCACCGCUGCCGAUCAAACGGCUGUAGAGUUGAACGUACCUUCUGUGGCUUCGACGGAUCCAUAUGCCGUAGAAAAACACGCGGAUGCUCCAGUUUCUGAAACCACCAAUAGAGUUGGAUCAACUGUUCUACCUCCAGAGCCAGAACCCACGCUUCAAACACAAGUUGAGGAGCAGUCUGAGACGUUCCACCCGUACCCGUCAGACAUCCCAUCUGAUAAUAUCGCGCAGCCUCAGGGUGAAACCCAUCCGGAGAGCCUCCGCGAUGAGGCAGACAAUGCGAAUGAUCCACACGAAAUAUCUGAUGGCGUCUACAUUGACCCGCCACCCGCUGUUUUUCUGUCUAUCGGCUCCUCUGAAGUACCUGAAUACUGUUUAUUCAACCAGCCUCCAGUGGAACGUGGAUCCCGUAGCCCGUCUGCAGGAGCUAGCAACCAACAGGCGUAUGCGUUGCUCCUGGAGAAUCGGCCAACGUUGUACUAUGAGCCCCUUAGUUGUGUAUUUGAAGCACUUCGGCAGGAUGAAGUCAUUUCCAGGAUUCCUGACUCUCUCGAGGGAGAGUUAGUGAUGGAUGCGUACGAUCUUCAGCUCGCUGUGUUGGAGGACAAUGUUUAUGCACAGGAAAUCAGUUUGCAUGACCUGAACGUACUGCACGAUGGUUCUGAUUUUACGGGCCCUCUCCGCAUCCAUCUGCGUUCGGCCAUACCUAGGUUUAUUUUGCGUUACCGUUUACUUCAAGAACAGAUUUCUCGGCUUGAUCUGGCUGCAGGCGUUGAUGAGAAUGUUGCAGCAGAAGGAUACGCCCCUGCAGUUCAACAUGAUGCCGCGCCAGAAGCAGAUCAGCAUGAGGAAGAAGCUCAGCUUGAAGCAGAGCACCGUGAGGAAGAGGAUGCGGAUCAUCACGAUGAAGAAGGUGUAGAUCACCACGAGGAAGAAGCCCAACACAAAGCACUUCUCCUUGGCGACCAGAACGAUCUCGAUGGAACAGAAGGCGUUCAUGAGGCGAAAGUUUCUCUAGACCUACUCCAGGGUGAUGACACCCUUGCUAAGGACAUGGCUUUUAUCCCACAGGCUGUGGCAGAUGUUGCCUAUCACAGUGUUAGUGGCGACGUAGCACAGGCCCUUGAAGGAGAGGAUGAUUAUGAAGGCACGAACGUCGGCACAGAGUAUCAAGAAGAGGGCGAGGGCGAUCAUGACACCGCUGCCGUGCAUCAGACAGCGGAUACGGACGCUACUGCAACCGUUUCCGGCUUCAAUGUGCAGUUCGAAGGGGAGGAGGCCGAGUACCAGGAUUACAUACAACCAGAAGAAUAUGGCGAAAUCUAUGAAGACUUCCCCGAAGAGGAUGGCACACACACAGAAUUCGGAUACGAUCAAACGGUGGGUUAUGAAGACAGCGGCACAGCGGCUGUACCCACAACAGUAGAAGAAUCACAGACAGGUUUGCCUGUAUCUGACCUCCAUGAAGAAGAGACUACGCUAGUACCACCAGCACAACACAUCGACUCUGAGCCCGCUCAGAUAUCAGAAACAGGAGACCGAGGCAACGACGAAGACUUGGAUCAGCGCAGCGUUUUGGAUGAACGAGGAGAUCGUUUACCAUCAUACGGAGAGCAGAGCAGCCAUGGCACUGACAAAGAUCUUAUUGUAGAUCAGAAUACAGAUCAGCCCGAAUCGUCAGCGCAAUUCCCAACAGAUGAGUCGGAUUCUAAUUUACUUGCAAUGCUUGAACGCGAGGCUGAUUUUGAGCUAGAUCAUUCUUCCUCUCACACCAAUGCUAACCCCACAGAAGAGGGUGGCGGACACACUUUUCCAGUUUUGGAAGAGGAAUGGGAUGAAGAAUGGGAUGAUGAAUUAGAUGGUGAUGGCGAAAUCGAUGACGAAUGGCAGGACCCUGGCGACGCUGUGUCCAAUGAAAGCUCUGUGACUCUGUCCAGUAUUUCAUCUGCAAAACGCCAUCACGACGAGGUCGACCCCGAAGAAGGUGAACUUGAAGCUGGCACACCUCAUAGUUCACCGGAAAAACGACCUCGCAUGUAUUGA
Suillus plorans is the source of this 2601-nucleotide messenger RNA. RefSeq lists its product as uncharacterized. The transcript has 7 exons. The coding region runs from base 1 to 2601 and encodes 866 amino acids. Lineage: Eukaryota; Fungi; Basidiomycota; Agaricomycetes; Boletales; Suillaceae. The record is from RefSeq and is a predicted model, not a curated record.